Molecule: messenger RNA, 1003 nt
Organism: Photinus pyralis (common eastern firefly)
Lineage: Eukaryota; Metazoa; Arthropoda; Insecta; Coleoptera; Lampyridae
Product: borealin
Exons: 5
Coding region: 171-917 (248 amino acids)
Biological process (GO): mitotic sister chromatid segregation
Cellular component (GO): chromosome passenger complex; spindle midzone; chromosome, centromeric region
Source: RefSeq, a predicted model, not a curated record
UAUGAAAUCACCAGCACGUGGGUGGCAACAGUGGAGCAUAAUCACCAAACUUUCAAAAAACAGAUUGAAGAACGUCGGUUACAAGCAAAAGUUUACCGUCACUUCAGAAAUCUAAAGACGAGAGAUUUGUGAUUUAUAGGCAUUAUUGGAUUGAGGAUUGCCUGCAAAAAAUGCCAAGAACGAAACGUUUACCAAAACAAAAAACAUCUGAUAAUUUUAAGCCAAGUAAAUCGAAUUUGGACCAUGCUGUGGUUAGUAAUUAUUUGAAAGCGCUGGAUAGAAAAAUGGCUGUCAAAGAUAUGCAAAUUGAAGCAAAAGUCACUCAACUAUUACUGACUGUCGAGAAUGUAUGCCAGGAAAGUUUCCUCAAAUUUUCUCAAUAUGGCAACUUGAGAUUUGAGGAACUGGAAAACACUAAAUCAAAGGAAAGUACAACUCUGUACGAAAAAAGCGUAAGGGCGUUCAAUGCUAGCAAAGCAAGAGGGAGGCCUCGUUCCUCUUCAACUACAACCAGGGCUAAUCCCCCCAGUACUGUUAAGAGAAUUCGACCCAGCAGAUCACUAUCGCGAACCAACACAUCUGUACGGGCAAAUAAUUUAGUGACACCAAUGAACAAAAAAAUAGAAUCAUACGGAAUGAUCACUCCUAAGGUGAAACCUAAUACACCGCAAGUAGUUUUACGUAGACCUAAACAAGGUGAAAUCGCACUCUCUAUGCAAGGAAGUCCUCUUAUGGUUGACCAUAUUGUAAGCCAUGCAAAACCGAGCGUGAAUAUACCGCUGCUUGAUGGAAGGGUAUGUGCCAUUCAACCAGAAAGGGGAAUUCGCGCAUCACAGAUACCAGACUUGGAUCCUGAGAUACGUAGGCAAAUUGAAACUCUCAGAGAUAAUCUUUCUAAGGUUUUACAAAGCCAAUAAUUGUUUUUAUAUUUGGUUAUAUUGUAAUGUUAUUUGUCUUAAAAUUGAUGGGAAUGCAAAUUGAAUAUAUUGAGUGAUAUGAUUAA